This is a messenger RNA of Didymodactylos carnosus, 570 nucleotides long. Lineage: Eukaryota; Metazoa; Rotifera; Eurotatoria; Philodinida; Philodinidae. The record is from the annotation of a GenBank genome assembly.
AUGUGCUUGGUCCGAGAGCGUCACGGUGGUGGAUGUGCGGUCUAUGUAAGAAGUGAUUUUCAUUAUAUACGAUUAUUUGAAUUUGAAAAUGCACGAUUUAAAAUACUAGUAAUGCGCCUAACGUUAGAAAAUCAUUUAAGUGUACUAAUUUUGAAUGUGUAUCGUCCACAGACGAUUACUGUGAGGCAAAUAAAAGAGCAAUUACACAAUGUACUUGAAGAAAUAAAUAAAUCAAAAUAUAAAAAAGAUUAUAUUAUUAUAGUAGGUGACUUAAAUGCGCAGAAUAAGUCUUGGUCUAUGAAUAACGUAGAUUCAACUAAGGAAGGAGUAGAACUCGUAGAAUUUCUUGAAUCAGAAAAUUUGUUUCAGUUAGUUCGAGGAGUAACAAGAGAAGUAUCUAACACUUGUUUAGAUUUAAUUAUUACCACGAAUCCAUCAUUUAUUAAUGAUGUAGUAAUUCAACCAAAGUUAGAUAGAAGUUAUCACAGUUUUAUUGAAUUUAAAAUGAAUACGCUUUUUUGUAAAGGUAGAAGAAUGAGAACUGUUUAUGAUUAUGGUGCGGUAAAUUAG